AGUUCUAUCAAUACUACUUCAAUGACUAUCACUCAUUACCCAAAAAACCAAUCAAGUAAUGGAGGAGAAGAAGAAGAACUAAGCCAUGAAUGCAAGGAACUUCUUCUUUCUCUUCCCAAAGAAAAAGGGUGGAGAACCCCUCAUCUCUACAAGUACCAAGAGUUUUGGUGCCAAGCAAUUGAAAUCCAAUCCAUAGUCUCAUUCCAAAGGCACUUCCAAGCAAGUGACAAUGAUGUUGUAUUAGCCACCAUUCCAAAAUCAGGCACCACAUGGUUAAAAGCUUUGGCUUUUGCUAUUGUGAAUCGUAAGCGUUUUGCUUUGGAAAAUAAUCAUCCUUUGCUUACUUCAAACCCUCACGAUCUUGUACCUUUCUUUGAGUACAAGCUCUAUGCCAACCGUCAACUUCCUGAUCUCCCCAACCUUCCACACCCUAGACUUUUUGGCACCCAUCUUCCAUUUCCUUCCUUGCCUACUUCAAUCAAGAAGUCUGGUUGCCGGGUUGUUUAUAUUUGUCGAAACCCUUUUGACACUUUCAUCUCCUCAUGGCAUUUUCUUAACAAAGUUGAUCCUGGAUCUAAAGCUCCAAUGUCACUAGAUGAAGCCUUUGAAAUGUAUUGUAAGGGCGUAAUUGGAUUUGGUCCCUUUUGGGACCAUAUGUUGGGGUACUGGAAGGAGAGCAUAGAGAGACCUCACAAGGUAUUGUUCUUGAAGUAUGAGGACCUCAAAGAAGAUGUCACUUUUCACUUGAAAAAGCUAGCAGAGUUUCUGGGGUUCCCAUUUUCUUUGGAGGAGGAGAGAGCUGGUGAUGUUGAAAAGAUAGCCAAACUUUGUAGUUUUGAGAAUAUGAAGGAGUUGGAGGUAAACAAGGCUGGCAAGUCUAUUAAGUACUUUGAAAACAAAACCUUGUUUAGGAAGGGUGUGGUUGGUGACUGGGUUAACUAUCUGACACCAAGAAUGGUGGAGCAAUUGACCAAGGUUGUGGAGGAAAAGUUAGGUGGUUCUGGUUUGUCAUUUAAAGUGUUCACUUAGGAUAUAGAAUAAAGUCCUCUGUUCCAUUAUUAGUGUUCUACUUCAUAUAUAUGCUCCACUGAUUAUAGUUUGCUACACAUUUUUCUUUUUCUUUUUUUUAAAAAAUAACUAAAGUUUUGCAUACUACAAUUAAUGGAGUAUAAAGUAGAAUAUUAAGAUUGAGACAGGAUUUUCAUUCUAGCAUAAGCAAUAUGAGUGUUGUUGGCAUUGUUUUGUGUACUACUUCUCCGUUACCAUGUAGGUACAAAGGUGGAGAUCUUGUUCAAGUAAAUUCACAUGUUAAAUUAAUGUGCCGCAAUUCAAAUAACUUGGUUUCUUAAUGUUGUAAGGUAUUUCUCUUUUGUGCAAGUUAUUAUUAAUGAAAUUUUAGU
This is a messenger RNA of Quercus lobata, 1400 nucleotides long. Its product is annotated as cytosolic sulfotransferase 15-like. The coding region runs from base 22 to 1029 and encodes 335 amino acids. Gene Ontology annotation, molecular function: sulfotransferase activity. The transcript has a single exon. The record is from RefSeq and is a predicted model, not a curated record. NCBI's taxonomy places the organism in Eukaryota, Viridiplantae, Streptophyta, Magnoliopsida, Fagales, Fagaceae.